CAAGUGCGGAUAAAACAAUUGCUGCUGUGCAUGUGUGCGCGUGUGUGUGUGUGAGUGUGUGUGUGUGUGCAUAAUGCUAAAGUUAAUGUUGGCGCACAAUUAAACAAUUGACAAUAUAAUUAAUUGAACGAUUUGCCAAGCACACGCAAAAGCUGCAAUUGCAAUUUGCUACAAAAAUGUUUAUUAAAUGGCUGCCGCUGCUGCUGCUGCUGGCGUUGCUGCAACUGAGCAACUGCUUGGAGUCCAAGGAGUCGCUGUCGUUGUCGGAAUGCGCCGCCAAGGUGGGCGAGUGCGAUGAGAUGGACGGUCCAGUGUGCGGCACUGAUGAUCAGACAUAUCCAACGCGCUGUCAUCUGGAGCGGGUGCAGUGCAGCGGCUUUCAAGUGAGCCUCAAGCAUCGCGGCGCAUGCAAAGGUUGCUUGGUGGCGCUGCAGUACGCCAAGCGUCAGCAGGCGCGCAAUCCUCGCAUCUUCAUACCACGCUGUCGUCACGAUGGCUUCUAUGCUGCCGUGCAGUGUCUGGGCGAUGCCGGCUGCUGGUGCAGCGACAGCUCUGGCAAGCCCAUUAAGAACACCAGCUCGCGUGGGCGCAAGCCCAAGUGCGGUGCCUAUCGACGCAAUCACAAUCGUCGUCGCUCCUCGCCGCGUCAGCUUAAUCUGGAUGCGGAUGCUGUCAACAGCAGCGAUGGCGCUGCGCCGCGUGCCUGCAGCAGAGCAGAUCGCUUGGCUUUCAAUCAGCAUCUGAUUGAACUCUUUCGUGCCGAGUCGGUGCGCUCCAGUCGUGCCACUGGUCAGGCCGAUGCCGCUGUGCUGGAUUGGAAGUUUGCCCAGUUGGAUGCGAAUGGCAAUCAGUUGCUGGACAGACAAGAAGUGCGUGAGCUCAAGAAGCUCGUCAAGCGCGCGGUUAAGCCCAGACGUUGUGGACGUGCCUUUGGCAAGUACUGUGAUGUCAACAAAGACGAUAACCUGUCGCGACUGGAGUGGAGCAAUUGCCUGUCCAAGAAUGCCAACCAUCGUAAUACGGCCGUUGAUGUGUUGAACAGCAGCAGCUCCUGGUCCAGCAUGCCGAGCACAACGCCGUCAAAUCCGUUGCCACGCCGUACUCAUUACACCAAUGUGCAUAACAUACAUCAUUCAAAUCCCAGUCAUGAACAUACCAACACCAAUAUCAUCAACAAUUAUAAUGUGAAUUCGCACAUCGAUGAUUUUGGGAACAACAACAACAACGGCGGCGGCGUCGGCGUCGACGAGGAGGAGGACUAUACGGGCGAGGAGCAGGAAGAAAGCAUGACGCAUUCAUAUAAUUCACCGUUGUCUCCAUCCUCAUUUAAUUCACUUGGCAUGCUUUCAAAGGGCAGAAUCGAGUCUAUUCUAAUGGGCCUUUCGUUCACAGUUCUGAGUGCCAAGACAGCGGAGACAACGAACAAUGAGAGCGAAGGUGAUGCCAACUGUUGGUCCGAUCGCAAAGCAGCCAGAGACGAUCAUGACGGCACUAAAGCCUUCUUUGUGCCGGAAUGCACGGAUGAUGGACGUUACCAGCGGGUGCAGUGCUAUAGCUCCUAUUGCUGGUGUGUGAAUGAGGAUACGGGCAAGACCAUACCCGAAACCUUUUCGCAGGAACACAAGCGACCACAAUGCGAUGAGGUUGUGGUCGUGCGUCCCAUGAAGGGCUGCACCGAGCCGCGCAAGACGCAGUUCCUCAAAGAGCUCAAGGAGUUCUUAAGUACGCGUGUGCUGCCUCCUGGCAAUGCAGCCAACUCGAGCCUGUGGAAGUCGGAUGAUGAGCGCAUUGCCAAAAUGAGCUUUGUUUAUUUGGACAAAAACAAAAACAAGUCCUGGGAGCGCAAGGAGUGGAAAGUCUUUCGUGAUCUGGUUACAGAUGCCAGAAAUCUAAGCCGCUGUGGCAAGAAAAUGCCGCGUUACUGUGAUGCUAAUGGCGAUAAAAAGAUCUCGUUGUCCGAGUGGGUGGACUGUCUGCAAUCCCAGCGCACUGAAAGUGUUACCACCGCCAAGCCUGCGCAGUCCAAUGAGACGGCCACAUCGCGACUCCUGGGAUUCAAUCCGCUGGAGCAGUAUCUUAAAGAUUAGUAUUUAAGUAAUAAUGUUGCUAUUGUUGUGCUGCUGCUGCUACUCAUUAGAUGUCGUGCCAUGUUCAUGUUGCGUGGAGGAGCUUAAAAACAUUGUCACUCACACAAACACUCACCCACACCUACACACACACACACACCUUUAAACACACUCACAUUCCUAGCAUAUAGAUUCUACAAUUUAAAUGUAUAUGUUUAUGUAUUUAGUGUUGUAAAUAUUACUCGAUAUAAAUGUUUAGCUUAAGUACAAAACGAAAUUGCU
Messenger RNA from Drosophila busckii, 2348 nucleotides. RefSeq names its product SPARC-related modular calcium-binding protein 1 (gene magu). Bases 177 to 2087 code for a protein of 636 amino acids. The transcript is spliced from 10 exons. Gene Ontology annotation, biological process: extracellular matrix organization. Gene Ontology annotation, molecular function: heparin binding; extracellular matrix binding; calcium ion binding. Gene Ontology annotation, cellular component: basement membrane. Lineage: Eukaryota; Metazoa; Arthropoda; Insecta; Diptera; Drosophilidae. The record is from RefSeq and is a predicted model, not a curated record.